Phacochoerus africanus (Common warthog) is the source of this 2100-nucleotide messenger RNA. RefSeq names its product zinc finger protein 584 (gene ZNF584). The record is from RefSeq and is a predicted model, not a curated record. Gene Ontology annotation, biological process: regulation of DNA-templated transcription. The transcript is spliced from 6 exons. Lineage: Eukaryota; Metazoa; Chordata; Mammalia; Artiodactyla; Suidae. Bases 1 to 1557 code for a protein of 518 amino acids.
AUGGAUGCUUCCACUCUAAUGACCAUACAUAACUCCUCGUUGGGUCCCCGGGCCCUUGGUCCCCAGCUGCUCAACGUCAAGGGCGACGCAUCCGGGGCGGCUACGGGCACCCGGCCCGUCGGCUCAGGGAGCCCGCGCGACCAGGUCCUUCUGACUAAAGUUCCCGGCGCAGGGAAGCUGGCGCGCUGGCGUCCUGCCGCGUCUUCGCCGGUGCCUGAGACUCGCGGUCCCGACUGUGGGACCGGCUGCCUCACACCCGGCCUCCGUCCUCCCGGGCCUUGUGGGCAUUUUACACAGGAGGGCUUGCGGACUGAGGCCCAGACUGCCCCCGUCAGCCCGUGGCCACCCAUCCCUCGGCGGAGGUCGCUGCCUUUCAGGGUCCAGUUCUGGCCCGACGGCGGCGGUGAUGUUGGGCCGGCGAAGGCCCGAGUCACUUUUGAGGAUGUGGCGGUGUAUUUCUCCCGGGAGGAGUGGGGGCUCCUUGAUUCGACCCAGAGGGGCCUGUACCGUGAUGUGAUGCUGGAGAAUUUCGCGCUCGUCGGCUCGCUGGGUUGUCUCUGUAGACUGCAGGAUAAGGAAGCCCCUCCCCAGCAGAGGAAGAGCUGCAGAGUCCUCUUACCAGAGAAGCCCGUUCUGUGCGGGGCAUCUGGGAAAGCCAUUUCUGCCACUUUGAGCUUCCUCCAGCCCCAGACCACCCACAGAGAGGGGAAUCCAUGCAGGAGCACCAAGUGCAGGGGGACCUUCCCACCCACCUCCUCUUGCCAGCAACAGCAGGGAGGCCAUGCUACAGAGAAGCCCUUCAAGUGCAGCAGCUGCGGGCAAGCCUUCCUGAAGGCCUUUGCGCUCCUCGACCACCUGAUAACCCACUCUAAAGACAGACCCUUCAGGUGCCCACCAGAUGGAAAUGCUUCCAAGGAGAGCUCAAGCCUGGUUCAUCACCGAAAAAUUCACACUGGAGAAUCAUCCCAUGUGUGUAGUGAGUGUGGGAAGGCCUUCACUUACCCAUCUAAACUGAGGAAACACCAGAAGGUCCACACUGGCAUAAAACCUUUCGAGUGCGGUGAGUGUGGAAAAACCUUCAACCGCAAAGACGCACUUGUUCUGCAUCAGAGAAUUCACACUGGAGAAAGGCCUUAUGAGUGCAGCGAGUGUGGAAAAUCCUUCAGUGUUCUGUCUACCCUCAUUCGGCACCGGAAAGUUCACAUUGGUGAAAGGCCCUAUGAGUGCAGGGAAUGUGGAAAGUUCUUCAAAUACAACCAUAGCUUCAUGCUUCACCAGAGAGUUCACACUGGAGAAAGGCCUUAUGAGUGCAAGCAAUGCGCAAAAACGUACGUGACCCGCUCUGGCCUGUAUCAGCACUGGAAAGUCCACACUGGCGAACGUCCCUAUGCGUGCAGCCUGUGUGGGAAGACCUUCACUACAAGGUCCUACCGUAAUAGGCACCAGCAGUUCCAUACUGAGGAGAGGUCCUAUGAAUGUACCGAAUGUGGGAAAGUCUUCAAACAUAGUUCUACCCUCCUUCAGCACAAGAAAGUCCACACUGGAGAACGGCCAUAGGACGGGGAUGUGGGAAAGCCUUCAGGCAUGCCUGGCACCUUGUUUGGCAUGGAAGUUCUCACUGUGGAAAGGAGAUUGAGGAGAUGAGCAAUUUGAAAGCUAAACGUGGCACACCUCAACACCCCCCAGGUAUGUGGGAGCUGUCAGGAAGUACGCUGCACUUUGACCUGCCCUGGCGGUUGGCAGUAGAGUCAGUGCCAGUUUCUGGGACAGAUGCCAUCCCACUUUGCCUCAGGCAUCCUGGUGUGCUUGGGCAAGUUCACCGCUGUGCUCCCUACAUGAUACAGGAAGGCAUCAUUAGUGGUGGAGCCCAUGAUGGUCUUACUUCUUCCCCUCAACUGGUUUAGGUGCGGACAUGACCUAGUUCUGGCCAAGGGUAGUUGAGCAGUGUUUGCUGGGUGCUUCCAGGGAAGGUUAACCGUUUUCAUGGACACUGUUGACAAUACGUAUGGUAUCUGUCAUGCAUUUAUCCAGCCCUGGAGCUGUCUCACGCUGCUCUGGCAUGUCUGGUAAUAAAGGCCUUUUUGUUUAAGCCACCCUUAA